Molecule: messenger RNA, 7332 nt
Organism: Vespula pensylvanica (western yellowjacket)
Lineage: Eukaryota; Metazoa; Arthropoda; Insecta; Hymenoptera; Vespidae
Product: zinc finger protein castor homolog 1-like
Exons: 14
Coding region: 1821-6992 (1723 amino acids)
Biological process (GO): regulation of neuron differentiation; positive regulation of transcription by RNA polymerase II
Cellular component (GO): nucleus
Molecular function (GO): DNA-binding transcription factor activity, RNA polymerase II-specific; RNA polymerase II transcription regulatory region sequence-specific DNA binding
Source: RefSeq, a predicted model, not a curated record
CAGGGGUGGGGCAUCACUCGGCUGGGUCGAGCCGUUCGACGAGUGGUGGGGCUCGCGGAAUCGAAGAUGCCGAGUAGUGGGGGGUCUUCUCGCGCUACCGAACCUCCUCCGUCUCCUUCUCGGUUAGUUUCGUCUCUCUCUUUCUUCCUAGUACCGCUUGGCGGCGGUGGUGGUGGCGGAGGGGUUCAGUCAUCUCGCGCCAGCCGAGCCACGCGCAUACUGUUCCUCUUCGACACGAUUACUCGCGACAAUCUUUCUUGGCUUGGUAUUUUAACGCGAAUUUUCUUUUACGACACCACCACCACAACAACAACGAUAACAACAACAAUAAUAACAAUAACAAUAACAACAACAACGAUAACAAUUAACAACGUCGUUUCUUCUCUCCAGUCCUAUUAUCGUUAAACGCGUUAAGGACGAAGACAAUCGACGACAACUGUCUCUCUCUCUCUCUCUCUCUCUCUCUCUCUCUAUUUUCUGUUUCUCUUUCUUUCUUUCUCCGUUUUUCUCUUUUUAUUUUCUUUUCUCUUCUUUCCUCGUCUCUUUUCUUUUUUCAACACUCAAAGAGCGCAAGUUCGGAACUGGACCGCCCUCUCCGGACGGAAGCCACGGAACAACACCCCCACUCAACUCCCUCCACCGAAUCAGACUACCACCUCCACCUCCACCUCCUCCUCCUCCUCCUCCUCCUCCUCCUCCUUCUUCUCUUAUGAGAGUGAGAGAAAGAAAGAGAGAGAGCGAGCGAGCGAGCGAGCGAGCAAGCGAGCUAGCUAGCUAGCUAGCUAGCGACCGAGUGAGUGAGUACGAGAAAGAAAGAAAGAAAGAAAGAGAGAAAGAAAGAGAGAGAGAGAACGUUUCACGCCAACCCCCCACUUUCGACAAGGAGAGGCAGAUACUCCGACGAUAGAGCCUCCGGCACACGGGCACCGAGAGUACCACGCGAGUGGAGAACCCGUGGCUCCGUCGCGUUCAACCCCCCGAAGAAGAUCGGAGAAGCUGAGGAUCGAAAGGGAAUAAAUACGUGAAAUACGUAUAUUAUAAAGGAAAAAUUAUUCUCUCUCUCUUUCUCUCUCUCUCUCUCUCUCUCUCUCCCCCUCUCUCUCUCUGCCGAUCUCGAAUCGUUUCUCGUUAAAUCGUUUCGACCAUUUUAAAACCGUACGGAACUUGGACGUUCGUUCGUGUUAAAAUCGAUUCGAUGAAGGAAAAUAAGUGACUAAUACUAAACUGUCGGUCCGUCAUCAGUUCGGAGGAUGGAGAACGUGAGAUCAUCGACAACGUCGAAGAACAACGAUCGUUGGUAUCAUCAGCAUCGAUAAAUUACGGGGUGGUUUCCGUAAAAAAAAAAAAGGGCUGAUCGUGUUUCGUCGACCGACCUUAACCUAAAGGAAUAUUAGAAGAGGGUUCGCACGGACCACCCCGUUGAAAACGUUUCUCCGCGUGUAUAAUGUGUGAGUGACAGGGUUGAAAGUUUUAUAUAAAGACGGGUAUUUAUUCGUAAUACGAUUAUUCUUCUUCUUCGGGGGGGGACUCGCGAUAAAAGGUGUCGAGAGGAAGAACUUUUGACGGAUUUCAAGGAGAAAAAGGAAAGAAAGAAAUAAAGAAAAUAAGUGCACGUGAACGAUCCGGUUGUUUGGAAGUUUUUACAUUUAAUAACAAGUUGGAAGGAUUCUCAAUCGUCGUGCCGACGGACUAUCAUGCUAACGUUAAGUGCGAACGGUGGAAGGAACGAGGAUACUCGCUGAAAGGAUUUACGAGGAUGAUACAGCAGUGAGAGAGAUAGACUGGGUAGAGGGAGGAGAGGGUUCUUGGCGAGGUUCGAGAUGUCCGCCGUAACCAGCCCGUAUGGACCCACGGAGAUGCUGUCCGACUCGGUCUACAACUACGCGACGACUCGAAGGGGCACCGCCGAUCAGGACGGCGAGUCCCGAUACGAGACGCAAGCCCAGUUGCAGAUCGCGAGUAUCCAAAAGCCACGGAACAAGCGGAAAAAUUUCAAACCUAUAAACAGCCGUAUGGCCGAAGUAUCGGAUGAAUCUGAUAGAGAGGAGGAACACGAGCAAGAAUCCGAUGAACUUCUUCUUGGUGUCGAGGAAGUGCCAACCUCGAACGAGAUCCUCGAAUACGAGAGGAAAACGAUGCUUCUGCCAGUUGCUGUCGGUACGGACGAUAGGUCGAAGCAACAGAGGCUGAACAACAACGAGGUCAGCCCGAUGGACCUCUCGGUCGCGACGAGGCCGCCCUCCUCCGACGUCGACGACGACAGCGGCGAUUCCCUCGGGCACAAGUUCAUCCUCGAACGGCUCAACUCUCAGAAGCUCUAUUCUCCUGGCACGGAGGCCAGGAGUCCAAAUUCGGACUCCUCGGAGAAAAGUGUCGGAAGUGUAGUCCUAGAUGCGGAUUCGGGUCGAUUGGACGAUCAGGAUACGCCGUUCGAUGACGAUCGAAUGCAGGAUGGAGAUGGAGAUGGCGAUGGUGAUGGUGAUGGUGACGGUGAUGGUGACGUAGAAGUCGAAUGCGAAGAGAGAAAACCAUUCGAAGGAAUGAGAGAGUACGCUGAAUCGACUAUGCAAGAACUCUUAGCGAUUUAUGGUCUUUCCGGUGGUGAACUCGCGAAAUCGGUCAGUCGACAGCUACCACCUACCUUCAUGAACCCUAGUACUGGUCAACAUGGUCAAGGAAAGGUGAGAGUGAAGGAAGAGAAGGACGCCUCUUCUAUGGCACCAGGGAGUCCACCGACACCACCGCACACACCUCAAAGUCCACCAAGACAAAAUUUACCUGGUGGCAAUCUUUCUCAGUCUUGUCAAACGUCGAACGCGAGUUCUCCGAGUUUGCAGCAGCAGCAGCAGCAGCAGCAGCAACAACAACAGCAACAGCAACAGCAGCAACAUCAUCAUCAUCAUCAUCACCAUCAUCAACAACAACAACAACAACAACAACAACAGCAGCAGCAACAACAACAACAACAGCAGCAGCAGCAGCAGCAACAGCCACAACAGCAACAGCAACAUCAACAGCAGGAUCAGCAACAACAUUCGAUUCAUCCAAUGACGAAUUCGCCGUUAAGUCAAAUCCUCGUACAGAAUCCGGCGUUGACUCAAUUGUUGCAACAAAAUCCCGCGAUACUCUCGCAAAAUCCUCAACUGGCACAAUUGCUGCAACAAAAUCUUCAAGUUCAAAUGGGAAGUGUGCUAUUUCAGAACGUUAGAAGGGAGGAAGCCGAGGAUUCGAGAGUACCGCCGACAAUAGCAAGCCUGGCGGCAAUGAAGGUGGAGGCAGCUGACCCGAAGGUUUCCGCGCUGCUCAGGCAAAGCAUGUCACCGGUAGCGGACAGCAUGAUCGCUGGUGCGAAAUCAUCGGUGUCGCAGCCUAUAAUCGAUUACUCUCGAUAUGUCAGGAGAUAUACGUCCGGUCAGGAAUGCGGUAGCUCUUAUUGCAAGGAAUUAGGAUGUAGAGAACAUUUUCAUUGUCUCGAUUGUAGUGGUAGGGUAUUUGUAAAGAAGGAGGAAAUGAUCAGGCAUUUCAAGUGGCACAAAAAAAGAGACGAAUCCUUGCAGCAUGGUUUCAUGAGAUAUUCGCCAACGGACGAUUGUUCGGAAAGGCAUCCAGGUCGAGCUUGUCCGCAUAAUAGAAAGCAAACCCACUAUCAUUGCAUACACGAAAAUUGCGACAAGGUUUAUAUAUCGACCUCGGACGUGCAGAUGCACGCGAAUUAUCAUCGCAAGGAUUCCGCGAUCAUUCAAGAGGGCUUUCAACGAUAUCGUGCCACUGAAAGUUGUGCCACCGAUCAUUGCCCCUUCGUCGGACAACGAACGACGCACUUCCACUGUCGGCGGCCUGGAUGUCGCUUCACCUUUAAAAAUAAGGCUGACAUGGAUAAACACAAGUCGUAUCACAUUAAGGACGAGCAGUUGUCCCGAGACGGAUUCAAGAAAUUCAUGAAAUCCGAAGCCUGUCCCUUCGAACAGUGUCGAUUCUCGCGUGUUUGCAAUCAUAUACAUUGCAUACGACCACAUUGCAGUUACGUCCUGCACUCAUCCGGUCAGCUCUUUUCUCAUAAACGGAAACACGAGCGUCACGAGUCCGAAUUGGCUUAUCGAAAGUACAAGCAAGUUAGCGCCGUUGGCGGGAUUAGGCCGCCAGGAUCUUGGGCACCAGACGAGAUUAGUAAUCAAGGCUUGUCGCUAAGUCUUAACGGGGAAAGUUCGAACGAGGGUAGAGGUUCGCCGUCGUAUUACUCGUUGGACGAUUCUUUUCAAAGUGCGAGCGAUUUAGCGAUGGAUCUUACCGCUCCUACGAAUAGCAUGACGUCUACCAGUAAUUCGGUGGUUAGCGUCGAUCAACAACAGCAACAGCAGCAACAGCAACAGCAACAGCAACAACUCACACCAGCGGAAUUAGCCUAUCUUGUAUCGGCCAAUUCGGAUUGUCCCUGCCAAUUGAACAGGGAUCAUCAUCAUUGCGGGUUGGAUCGUUGCGGUGCCACUUUAAAGGAUCCUCGCGAAGUCAGGGAACAUUUGAGGGAGCACGAAACUCAGGAACGUAUCACGGAUGCCUUCUUCGAGGAAGGUGGCUGUGACGAUACUUGUCCGUACGCCGACAAAGAAAAACAUUAUCACUGUAAUUGGGAAAAUUGUCGGGAGGUCAUUCUGUCAACGGACAAACCAUUUCGAAGACUUCAACAUUAUAAAAUUCACGAGUACAGUCGACAAUUGAAUCUCUCAUGUCCCUCGCACGCGCUUUCAUCCGAUGUAACGCUUACUCACCUGACCAAUAUCGAUGCCAUGUUUAGGCGGAAAAGAGGUAGACCACCGAAAAACAGAGUGAUCGAGAUUUGGUCAGGUGGAGAUCCGGCCUCGCACACGCACGACUCCCCGCAAGCCAUUUUUACGAGCUUCAAGUUACCCAAACCGCAAACACCAAGUUUGACACCUACUCCGGUGACCGAUGAUCGAGAAGGUAGUGUUUCUCCUUCGAAUAGUCUCGGUGAACCGGAAGGAUUCGCCACUUACAAUUCCGAGGGUUGUCCAGAUCUCGCUUGCGUUUUACGAUCUACCAGGCAUCAUCAUUGUUCACAGCCACGGUGUCAUUUCUCAACCGAUAGACCCGAUCAAUUGUUGAUGCAUAGUAAAGACUUUCACGACAACGUUGAUAUACCAACAGGCUUUGCCUUUUUCGAUAAAAUGGUUGACUGUCGGUUAUCGAGUUGUCACAGUAAUCGAGUGAAUCGACAUUUUCAUUGUACCAGACCAAACUGUGGAUAUUCUUUCGUUCGAUAUUCAACGAUGGCUCUUCACGAGAAACAACAUUCUGGACACGUCGAUGUUUGUACUCAGGAACUUUCCAAUAAGGAAUGUCAAACGCAUCCUCAAUCCUUUAUUCAAGAAACUAAACCAAGAAUCCAAGUAAAAAAUCCGGCUGAUCUUAUAGAGAAAACGGAUGACAGCUUGGAAGAGAGCAGAUCGAUGAUCGACGAGAAGGAAAGCGAACUUCCUAGUCCGGACGCUAACAAGACGACCGUGGUGAGGGCGGCAGGCACCUAUUAUCCGGUCAGCGGACCGCCGAGCGAACCCGCACUUCCGGGCGUCGUGCUAUCCAUGCGAGCUUCCGUGCACCAAGAGUCCACGGCCAUACCGUCGUCCGGUACAUCUACCUCAUCCCACACGCUUUACGGACCGGAACAAAGUUGCAGCAGACCAUUCUGCAAGUUGAAACGUGCUAUCCUCAGUCAACAACAACACGAUCUACCCAAUCAGUCACCGUCGUCAUCGGUAUCGUCCAAUCAACUACAGCACGAGUACCUAGCUCAGCUUUCUCAGAAACCAGACUUCAUGGCACAGAACGCACAGAUGGCACAGAACAUUCAAAACUUUCACAAUCAGAUGCAAAGGCAGAUGCAGCAGACUCUGGGACAGAUGAGCCAACAACAGACACCACCGGCGAAGGAGAUCAAACUGGAGAGUCCAAGAUGUGCCACGGAUAUCGGUGUACAAAGUAUGCCGAAUAUUAAGAGGGAACCAGCUGAGAUUACGAGAGAGGACGCUGGUAAUUCGGUGCAAGAGACCAACGAGAACAAUCAACGUAUGCCUCAACCUUCGAUGCCUGGAAACGUUCAACAUUCUCCGGCACCUGGACCACCUAGUUUCGAGCUUGAUUUCAGCCAUGGCUUUCACUUUGCGAGUCCAGCGGUAAUGGCAGCUAUGAAUCAACAGAUAGCCCUGAUGAAUCAAGCUCUACCACCGUUUCUUCAACACGGUGGCAUGUAUACCGGGGGACCUGGACUGAUGUUUGCACCUGGCCUACCACCUACCAAUUUUCUUCCCCCUACCAGGGACGAAAAUCCUCUGGCAUCUCUCGCGGCUAAUCUCAAUCUGAAUAAAAGAUCUCUUUCCCCACCUGACAGCAAUUCGCCCGAGGCGAAGAAGCAACGUCUUCAUCAUUCGAUGCGUAUGCUCAAGGACGAACCUGUUCCCGAAGGAUACGUUAGGUUCAGAUUCAACGAAGAUUGCCGGUACCCUCACUGCGGUUACAGGGAACAUCAAACUCAUUUUCAUUGCAUGCGCCAAGACUGUGGUUACUCGUUUUGCGACAAGACGCGUUUCGUUCAGCAUACGGCAAGGCAUGAGCGUUUGGACACGCUUAUGGGCGGUGAUUUUCAACAGUACAGAGCCAACGUGCCCUGCGGGCGUGCACAGUGUGCGUAUACGUCGUCCCUUGGUUCGAUGCAAAACAAAGCCUCGCACUUCCAUUGUCUGAAGUGCGACUUCGUUUGUACGGACACGAACAAGGUAGUUGCACAUAGGCGUCAACAUGCAAAAUUGGACAGUAUAGCGGCUGCGGGCUUUCAGAAAUUUACGCCUAGUCAGCCGUGUGGUGCCGUGCAGUGUCAACACUCGGGCAAGCAGACUCAUUAUCAUUGUUUGCAGUGUCAGUACGCGGUCUUAGGUCUGGCACAAAUGUCGGCACACAAGUAUCGACAUAUGGACACUUAACGGAAAUUUUAUGGUGCAAAAUACGAAACAAAUUUCUACCCGGGUAUAUAUCUAUAGACAUUCCCUGGAAUAUCGGUCGAAGGGAGACAGAGAAGGACACUAUUGGGCUUUUGCUACAGAUUUUAAUUAGUACCUAUAGACAUUCCUUCAUUCUCCCAAACGAUCAGCAAUCCAUGAUGAUUUAUUAAUACAUCAAACGCAGGGAGCUAGUCAGUGAAGUUGGACCGAGUUGAAAUUCGAUGUCCCGUUGAAAGUUUAGAAAAGACGUUGUUGUUCCUUAGUGUUUAGGGAAUAGAAAGAGAAGAAGAUGAAGAUGAAGAUGAAGAAGAUAAAAAGAAAA